AUUCGUUGCAGUACUGACACGUUUACUCCACAUGAGCACGUUUUAUUUUCUUGUGAUAAAUUGAAUUUAGAUGUAAUUUUAAUCUACAAUUUUUCAAUCGCGAGAAGUAAUUAAAGCUUUUAUUCGAAGACGAACACUAGGAAAAAUAUUGCCUCAGCUAUUUUUUAAAAGGUUUUUAUUUACUCACCAAGGUAUGGAUUUUAAGCAACUGAUGAACUUGGCCUCGCAGAAUAAAGCUCGAGCACCAAAACAGGUAAUAAUAAUGAUUAAUAUUUCUAUUACUGUAUGUAUGGCUAAAGCUUAAAGUUGAUCUGAAAGCAAGAACAAUCAUGAGAAAUAAAUGUCAUUAUUAUAUGGCUGAGUCUGUUUUCACCAUGUGAUUGGUCAAUUUGCGGUCCAUAACUUGCUAUACGAACCAAAAUUUCGAAGAAAAUGCUCCUUUCAGAGCUCUAAAUCUCUUUACCUCAGGAAAAAAGGUUGAAAUUAAGUUACAAGACGUCUAUCAACCUUGAGGACUUAGAUUUUGACUUUGUCCUUCAACAUUUUAAACUGUGAUUAUUUGUGAAUGAAGGCGAUGAAGAAAGUAACUCGUGAUCUUAUCGAAGAGGAUUCUAGACAGUGUUUGAAAAUUUUAUCGUAGUACACAGUUAAGAAGACAAGAAUUGACUGGCAGAGAUUCAAGAUGUUUUGCCUAAGAGAAAAUGAGUAAUUCUUUCGACAAAUAUGAUAACAAACAUGCCUGCACCAAAUCAUCUUUCCAAAGACCAAUGAAAGAAAGACUCCAGCGUCACAUUGGCGAGUGAAUACUUGAAGUGCUAGUUUUGACUGAAUAUACUUACAAAUAUGUCUGUAAACCCUGAGGACUGGGAUGUUGACUUUGCCUUUCCAGAUUUUAACCUAGCUUUGUUUGAAUGAGAAUGAAGCUGAUGUAGAAACUGAAUCGUAACCUUUCCGUGGAAGGGAAUAUGGUCAGUGUUUGAAAAUUUUAACACAGAUCACACUUCAAGACGAGAAUGAACUGGCAGAAAUUGGAGAUGUUUUCCCCAAAACAUUGACAAGCGAAUACUGUAAGGCAACAGUAACAGUACUGUAAGGCCUUGAUGACUUUGGUGUUAAGGAUAGGUUAUGGGAGGUGCUCACACAAAUAGUGGUCACACAUGGCUUGACCUUGAGGUCAAUCUCUUACUCGUUCUUAAAACCUACUGUAUCAGUUAAUUCUAAAAGCAGUUAUGACUGGUACUUAGAAGUCUAGAAUUUUUUGCCUGGAGUUGUUGAGCUCUAUGGCACAAUGGCUGGGCUUGCAAAAGGUGCUGAACAGCCUUUUAUGCACUGCAGCAGUCUUUUAUGUUGGGAGAAAAAUAGCUAUAAAAUUUUCUUUGUAAUAAGAUUCAAGCAUAGAUUUAUUUGGCAUUUCACAAAGUAACUAUAAUAAGGUUUUUUUAAAUGUAGGAAACCAGAGAUGUGGCUUCAAAGAAUAACAAAUCUAACCAGAGUGGGGUGUCAGACGAGGCUGUGAAAGCCUUUCUGGCAAAGAAAGAACUUGAAAAGAAAAGGAAAGCAGGUAAGACCUUUGAUUAAUAGAAAAUCAAAUCCCAGAUUUGUAGUUCUUACAAUUCUUGUUCCAUGUCUGUUGACAGAUGAUUAAUUUUUUGUGAGCUUUGUGUGUUACAGGUGCUGGUGUACAUGUAUUUAAACAAAACAAUCUAUCAAAAAACAUAGUAAUGUGCUAAGUCAAAAUUGACCAACCACUUAAAUAAGCAUUAACAAUAUCACAUGGUUUUUCAGGGGGCAACAAGUGAAAACAUUUGCCAAUGCAAGAAAUGACAGUCAAGUUUGUUUAUUCUAGACUAAUGGCAAAUAUUUAUUAUGGGUGGAAGUGAUUGUUGUUAUUUUUUUGGAUGCUCACAUUCACUAAUUUUAUCACUUAUUUGCCCCCUGUAAUACCACAUGACAUUGCUUUUAUCCCAUUGAACUUUAAGUCUGUGCAAAGAUGGCAGGUCUUGAGAAUGAGGUCGGUACGGGGUUGGUGUACUCUUUGGGGGUGGUGGAGCCAAGUCCUACAGGCUGAGCUUGUAGGGUAAUCUUGACGUAAGAUAUCAAACAUGAGAUGCAGUGUUUCAUCACCAGAUGAAACACCGAGAAGAGAGUUGAAAAUACGACGCGCAGCGGAGUAUUUUUGACGAACUUCGAGGUGUUUCAUCUGGUGAUGAAACACUGUGUCGAAUGUUUGAUAUUUCUUCUCAAACAAAAUCAUUUUUGAAGGAGAAAUUAAGGAUGCAAAUACUAAGCAGUGUUUCAUCCGAUUUCCAAACACUCAUUAAACAUUAAUUUCCUUUGUAUUUUCUUAAUGAAUUAUUAAUGAGUUUGAGAAAACCCUGUAAGCAACAACAACCAGGCAUGAUCAUGACAUAUAGCAGUGAGAAAAAAUUUGCACUUGGUACUUGCUUUUAUGAGGGAUGUUGCAACACAAAAAAGUAACAAAAAAAUUUGGCAGGAUAGCUGCAGAAUCACAGGUUGGGCUCCCUGGAAAUUCCCUUCUGUUUACAGCCCCACAGCGGGGAAGGAGUACUGGUCAGCUGUUUUCUUGAGUUUAGCCUGAGUCAGUUAUUUUAGUCAUAUGUAAUUUAUUAAAGUUAUUGUUUUCCAUGAUUGUACAUACAGCUGAGGAAGAGGCUGCAAGGAGAGCUAGGAUUGAAGAACGAUUGACUCAAUCUCUUGGCAUCAAGAAGAAAGAAUCAGGAGAUGGUACGUCUCGUGAUAAAGCAGCCAGUAAUGAACAGAAGGGUACGUCUCACAAAAGUAAAUCAGGUGAAAAGCAGGCAGAUAAAAUAAAUAUGAAACAGAAUGAUCACAGAUCUACAAAACAACCACAGAAGAUAACUUCAAAGAAGUUUGAAGGAGACAAAGCAAGACCAUCUCUUGAACCUGUCAAUAAGACUAGUGAAGGGAGUUCAUCUUCUAGAAAAGUUCAUAAAAGGCCAGGGAAGGACAAAAAAGGACCACCCAUGGAUUUCAAAGCUCUUCUAGCUAUGGCCGAAAGAAAUAAAGAUGGUGGAGGUAGAUUGUCAACUGCAGUGGCACAAGGAAGUAGUAAAAAACAUGAAGAAAAAAGUGAUGUGGAAGAACAUGUGAGAAAAAAGGAAGAACGAGUGAAAAAGAAGGAAGAGCACAUGAAAAAAUCUGAUAGAAGUUCAGGGCAAAGAAAAGUUCUCGAAACGAAACAGGCUUCUUCUAGUAAGCCUGUGAGCAAAGGUAAAACAAAUGGACAAAUGCAUUCUAAAGGAUCUUUACAAUUUAAAGGUGAAGGCAUUCCUGGUAAAACACAGCCUUCCAGGCAAGUUCAAGAUAGUAAACGAGAUUUGAAACAUUUAGAGUUAGUUAAUGCGAGAAGACAAACAGGAAUUGAAAGAAAAACUUUACCUUCAAUGGCAGCUUCAACAAGUCACAAAAAAUCAGUUAGCUCCAAGACAAUUCGGCCUAAUAAUGAUAGGAUGCUUAUGAGGGAAGGACAUGUACCAAAAAGAAGGGAUCGUGAGAAUCUUAAGAGAAAGAGGAAUCCUUUUGAGGAUGAAAUGGAUGACUUCAUUGAUGAUGGAGAUGGCGAUGAAGUUGAUGUUUCAAAGUAUAUUAAGGAAAUAUUUGGUUAUGACAGAACAAGGUUUGUAAUGACUUAUUUACCUGCUAUACUGUUAAAAUAUUCAUCUAACAUCCAUUCAGGUCAAUAAUUAUUUUGUUAUCCACAUAGCCAGUGCCAUUAUUUUGCGACCUGAUGUGUUGGAUUAGCCCGUGAAUACAGUUGUCUCUUUUCUUUCUCUCUCUUUUUCUUGCAAAAACAUCCCUAGUGGAGAGGAGAGACGGCUGUAUUCACAGGCUAGUGUUGGAUUGGAUGAGUUGGCUUGAGGUUAGUAACAAUAAUAAUAAUAUUUAAAGAGGGAGCCCAACUAACCAUAGGGGUUUUCAGUGGGACUCUCAUUAGUUAACAAAUUUAUAAGUAAGUAAGUAAGUAAUUGAUAAAAAGUAAAAAAAAUGGCUCAAAAAUUUAAAAAGAGUUAAGAUCUAAAAAUCGCAUGCAUGUUAAAACUACAUUGUAGUUAACCCAUUCGCUCCUGGAGAUUUUGCCGAAAAACGCGUUUUGAAGCUAGUCUAGUGGUUUUCUGGUCACUGUCGUGCUAUAAAGGGCUAAAACUUACCACAAACCGGUUUACAGGUCGUACACUUGGCAGCCUUCUGAUCCAGAUGCAAAACAUCAGCUUGUGAAGUUCGGGCAUGCGCCAAAAGCAAAAUUUUGAGAGUGAAAAGUGACACCGCAGUCUUGACUUUUACUUUUUGCUUUUUCUCCUCCCUUCUUUUUUCGCUUUUCUUGCCUCAUUUUUUUUUCUCUUGCUGGGCAUUUAGUAGGCUUCAUUUUGGUGGGAAGAAUGUUUAGGAAAGCUUUUAGGAUCUUAGGAUUAGGUGAAAGGAAAGGUAGGUGGGCAAUGGAACAAGAUUUUCAUGGAGAUUUUCAGGUCAAUGUCACGUGGUUUUUUGCUUCUUUCUCCGGUGUCCUUGACUGAAUCGUGCUCAUUCUGGUAUGGUUUGAAAGAUCUCUUCACUCUACACUAGUUAGCGAAGAAAGUUGUCCUUGACCAUUAAAACUGAUGAUGUCACAAAGGGUAGAAAGGACCUGGAUCCGCACGGGCGGUUACGGGCGGUUCAGGGGCGAAUUUGUUAAAGUCUUUUGACAAAGUUUUUAGCUCGGGUUUAAAAAUAGAUAAAAAGAAUGUUUCUUUCUAUCCUGCGGACACAGACGCAUUUCUGGUGAUUGCUUCACUCCACCUGAGAAGUAAUGUCUGCGAACCCAAGCAGCCAAUCAAUUUCUGUGAUGUAAGACAUUAUUAGCUGACCACAGUUUAGCUCUUAAAAUCAAGGAGCUAACUGGCAAGACUUCUCACAAGAUCGUGCACGGUGGAUAUGUUAACUUAAGUCAAAAAUGAAUCGUGGACAAUCUAUGCUAUAUACGGCCACCCUUUCUUCUCAGAAUGAUGCAGUUAUGAAAGUUAAUUUGCCUGGAUUGUGGGACUGAUUGAUGAAGUCAGCACCAAAAGGAUUUAUAUUGAAGAAGAGAUUACAGGAAUAUUUCUAUCUAUUUGCCUACGGGGUCAAUGAUUUAUUAUACCUUUAACCCAGGCUGAAUGCUGGUUUAACCUGAUCCCAGAUUUAACCUGCAACAUGUAUGCUUUGGAAGAGUCUUCAUUAGUUUGUUGUGUGCCGCGUUAGAUAUAUUUUUUGUCAGCGCUGGUUAAAUUGUAAUAAAUUGCAAGUCGGAGUGUGAUGUCAUGUUAAGCUAUAUUAUUUUCCUUUUGCUGCAUGGAUUAUUUUGUCCAGGUGUUGUUUAUGUCAUGUACGACAGUAACUGUAUCAGUAUAGGCCCACAUCACAUACAUAGCUUUAUAAGAAGCUGUUGUUUCACAUGGAUAGUCUAAUUUUUGAACUUCAAAUUGUAUUUUAUUUUCAAUUAUUUUAGUCUGCAAAUGUAUGCCAUAAUAAUUAAUUUGCACCUUAUUGCAUUUCCUUGAGUAAGCACCCUUUAUCAAAUACAUUUUAAUCACCCACUUCUGUGGGCCAGACUGUCAAAUAAGUAACCAGAUGCAGAAUUAUAUUUUUAGCAGGUUUACAGUUAAAGUAGGUAAAAUCGUAAAGUUAUUUCAGCUUUGUCAUCUCUGAUCAGGACAGUUCACAUUGUUCCUUCAAGAUAAGUGUAUAUUAAUUUUUGUCUGAAUGAGCGUGAUAUAAUUUAUUUGAUUGAUAUAGACAGAUAGCUGGUUUCUCUUGCAAGUAUCUUUUUUUGUGUGGUAUAUGGCCUUAAAAAUGUUCCAGUUUUUGGUCAUCUUGAUAUGCAUGUAAGAAAUUACGAGUAGUGCUACAUUGUAUUCACUUUUUAAAAGGCUAUCAUUAAUUUUCUACUUUUUAACAGAUUCCAUGAUGAUGAUGAUGAUUUGGCUGCUAUGGAAAGUACCUAUUCUCAGAUAGAAAGGGAAGAGUCCAAAAGGUAAAAAAAACUGCUAUACAACUGAGAUUAUGUCUGACUUGUGCAUUAUGUCUCACAAAAACACGUUAUUUUCCUUGCAGCAUAUGGUACAAAUCCCAGUUGCACUCACUGAUUCCCAGGCAACCCUUAAGUCAGAACUGGCAAGCCAGACCAGUCCAGUCGUAAAGAGAGCUCUACUCUUAAUAAGGGCUGUCCAUCUAGAGCAGUCUAUUCGUAAAAUGAUAAUCCUAAACAGUCUGCAAGGAAGUGGUGGGUUUUAAGUCAAACAUUUCAAAAAAAGCCCAUGGCUGGUCCUGCUGGCCAUUUCUGACUUUUGGGUGUGUGCUGGGGGGAGGUCAGGGGGAUGGGAGCCUUGGAGAAAAGGUCGCAGUAGGGGUGUGGAAAGUGUGAGGGGAGAUGGAAGGAAGUGGGAGUUCUAAAAGGGUGCAAAGUGGGAGAAAUAGGGGAAAAUUACUCAACAGUGCUAGAUAUAUUCCAAAUGAAAAGUGCUAAAGGGAGGAAGCCAAGAAAAAAGGGGCAGGAGCCAGGAAUGUAAGGUAUGAGAAGCAGGAGGUUUAGACCCCCCCCUCCACUUUGCAAAGUGCCCUACAUUACUCUGGUGGCCCUUUAAUGGUCUGAUUGGCUCCUUUGCGGCAGUACCUACCUAGGUUUGGUCGAGAGACACAUGAUAUUCUCAGCUCAUCCCUAGAUCCUUGAUCCACUAUAAUAGUGCUGUUGGUCAUGUGCCAGCAUGUUAAAGUUGCAUUUUCUGCAAUAAGUUAUGGCUGUUGUGGCUUGGCGAAUCAGGGCGUUCCUAUUAAAUCCUUCAUCUCUCUAUGGAUAUUAAAAUCAUGACGGUAAUUGCUAGAUAAGCUUUAAAAGUGGGGUGAAAGAGAGCAGGAGUUUUUUCUGCUUGUUUUUGCUGUCAGCAUGUGAUGAUGGGUUAUGUUGGUCACUGUUGUUGCUUUUAACAUCCACAUUAAUUUCCUGAAGCAAGACUUCCAGAAACAUUUCUCUCUGGCAAAUUUUAAUGGUUUAUGUCACAGACUGAAGUAAUGAAAAUAAGUGACAAAUGUAUUAUCAACCAAUGAAAAGCCAACAAACUUUGUAAGUCUCACCCCCCUUCUUGCAUAACUAUACUUUGAAAAUAGAUAGAUAAUAAACACUAUCAGAGUACAGAAUAACUCCAAACAUUAAUUAAUACAUAACCAGCUGACACUGUUUAUAUUUUAAACACGCUGUAUCUUCUCCACAGUGCCAAGAUUGCACGCCUUGAAGAUGAAAUUGAACAGCUUAAGGAAUUACAUGAACUGCAGAAGCAAAGAGACAAAUUAAAAAGGAAUUCAAAGAAAUAGAUAUACCAGCUGUUAUUCUUAUUCAUGCUUAUUAAAUUAAUCAUCCAGAAAUUAAAACAAAUAAUUUGAAUACAUUUGUAUUGUAUUUCAAUCAGUGUAAGGAAGAUUUAGGCCCACAAAAGAAAUUAUUAAUGGUUUUUCAUUCCCCACAUUGGCUUACUUACUAUAUUUUUUUCUCUGAAGCAGAGAUCUAUAGAGCUGAAAGGAUUUUGUUUUACCCAUUAUUCAAUUGAACACUAAUCUUGUCGUGUUCUGACAUGUAUUAUUUCUUCUACAAAGAUUUUAUACCAUUAUUUUUUUGUUUUGUUGGAAAAUUUUUGACUAUUUUCAGUUCUGAAUUUUUGCAACCUGUGUACAGUUUCCCCCUUUUGUCGGAAAAAAAUAAUGGAAAGAGGGGAGAGAGAGUGAUGGUAGACAGGAAAUCCAAUUUCUGGGUAAGUUCACACUUGACACCAGGGCACAGUGCCAGAGUUUGUUACUCACCAGGCACUAAUGUGAACACUCCCAUACGCAUUACCCUUUUACCCAGGUGCUUAAGUGGACACUGGGCCCCUGACUCUGUACACAUUUUCUGUCAGUUCGAAGGCAAUCUACUUGCUUUUCAUACAUAUAACCUCCUGCUACUUUUACAUUUGAAAAUGAUUCUGACAAUUAAAUUAUGUGAUAUGGAGCAAAUAUAUACACAGGACACCCAAGGUGUGCACUCAGCACUGGUACCCAGACAAGUGCUCAGGCACCAAGUGUGAAUAGCCCGUGAAUUCUUACCAACACUCUAGCUCAUAAAGCUGUCAGUUUCUGACAAAACUCAAUUUUUAAGCCCAUCAAGAAAAGUAAUAGGUUUUUGGCCAGGUGGCCUAGGGUUUGAGGUCUAGGGUGUGAUGUGUCGGCCUGUGGCUGACGAACGCGAGAAAAAACCCCUGGUACCCAGAGUACGACAGAAGAAGUUAACUAAUCAAAAUAUUUUGUGUGGCUAAGGGAAAGUUCAUUUAAUAUGACAAGGGGGGGGGAUGAAGAUAUUGAGGGGGGGCUCCGAAAAUUUUUAGACACCCGAAGGGGGGGCUCUGAAAAAAUUGUUGCGCUAGGAGG
Molecule: messenger RNA, 8448 nt
Organism: Porites lobata
Lineage: Eukaryota; Metazoa; Cnidaria; Anthozoa; Scleractinia; Poritidae
Source: the annotation of a GenBank genome assembly